AUGAAAUAUUCGGGUCGUUGGCAUACUGAAGGACAUUCUGAAAAUAUCCUUGGUGUAGGAGUCUAUUAUAUGGACGUCGAUAAACAGUUGCAAGGUGGUGUAUUUAAAGUUCAUUCAAAACAAGCUACAGGAUGGCCAGACGAUGACCAAGAAAUCAAUGUACACACUGGUGCUGCCAUUGUCUUCGAGAAUUCUAUUCCACAUCAUUUUCGUCAAAUACAAAAUUUAACAAAAGUAAAUCGUCGCCGUACAUUCAUGAUUUUGUUCGUUGUUGAUCCACGACAUGGAAUUGACUCAGACAGUUCACAAAUAUGUGUUUGCUAUUACAAUCAAGCAUGGAAUUUAUUGAAUGAAUUUAGUCUUACAUUGUUUAACGUACAUAAUGCACAGAACCAACGACAAUUACCUGACCUUCUUAUAGAGAAAAUUCUAUUUCUUGCCAAAUCUUUGGCUAAAUAUUGA
Rotaria sp. Silwood2 is the source of this 462-nucleotide messenger RNA. The record is from the annotation of a GenBank genome assembly. Lineage: Eukaryota; Metazoa; Rotifera; Eurotatoria; Philodinida; Philodinidae.